Molecule: messenger RNA, 675 nt
Organism: Vicia villosa (hairy vetch)
Lineage: Eukaryota; Viridiplantae; Streptophyta; Magnoliopsida; Fabales; Fabaceae
Product: classical arabinogalactan protein 11-like
Exons: 1
Coding region: 89-463 (124 amino acids)
Source: RefSeq, a predicted model, not a curated record
UUGUUAGUAUUUUCUCUAAUAUCAUUUGUUAGAGAAGUACUAACAUCACAAACACAACAACAACAAAAACAACAACACCAAUACAGUAAUGGUUAGUAAGAUAUUCGUUCUCGCACUUAUCUAUGUAGCCGUUGUUGGCGUGGCCAUGGCCGCUGAAGCCCCGGCUUUAUCGCCCACCUCAUCACCAGCUCCAUCUUCACCAAAAGAAUCUGCACCCGUAGCAACAACACCAACAGUCUCACCAACUCCUCCCACUGUAUCGGAUUCUCCCGCUUCUUCCCCAGCUGAUGACGAUCAGCCCAUUGACUUUGGCGCUCCUACACCCGGCCUUGACAAUGACAUUUUUGAUGAUGAGCCCGCAGCUCCCGAAGAAGAUGUUGAGCCUUCCGACCACACCAAUGGAGCUUCUUCUCUUAAAAUAUCGGCUGUUGUUGCCGUUGUUGCAGCUGGCUUCUUUUUUUAAGAUUAAGUAAUGAGAUUUUGAGGAAAUAAAUGUGUUGUUGUAAUAUUAAUGCACCUAGUGCUAUGUUGUGUUUGUGAAAUGUGACAUCAUGAAAUCAAGAAAAUUAUAUUAAUAAAUAUGACUUCCAUAGCUAAUGAGGUUGUAAAUAAGUAUGUAAGGGCGUGCCCUACAGGAUUUUUUUGAUAACAAUGGUUUUGAUCUCGUUUGUUUUA